GUUGCUGCGUGACACACAACCACGUGUGGGGGGGCAAGCCGGGGUUCGCAUCGAGCCAGGCAGGAGUGGAUCGCCUUCAUGUCGGAGCUUGAGAGCAACAUGGCCGAGAAUGGCGGGGGCGCAGUGGCCCCGCCAGCGGAUGUGUCCACCGCCAUGAAGGUGGUGACACCAAACCCGGAGACUGUAUCUGCGGCUGAGGCUCUCAAGCUGGAGGGAAAUGCUCUGCUGGCGGAAAGCAAGCUGGGGCAUGCGGUGGGGAAAUACACUGCGGCGAUCGACCUACACCCGACGGCCAUCUACCUGAGCAACCGCGCCUUCUGCUACGUGAAGCUGGAGCAGUUCGGCCUCGCUAUCCUCGACGCCGACAUGGCCCUCGAGUUGGAUAGCACGUACGUGAAGGCCUACUACCGAAGGGGGUCGGCGAACAUGGCGCUGGCAAAGUUUAAGCUCGCGGUGAAGGACUUCAGAAAGGUAACUAAGAUGCAGCCAAAGAGCAAGGAAGCGGCUGCCAAGCUCAAGGCGAGCGAGAAGAUGCAGAAGGAGGCCGCCUUCGCCGCGGCCAUCAUGACGGACGCGGACGUGCCCCUCGCGGAGGAGAUCAACCCCGACGAGAUCGUGGUGGAUAGUGGGUACGACGGGCCACGUCUGGGGGACGAUGGAGAGGUGACAGUGGACUUCUGCAAGGCCAUGAUGGCAAGAUUCGAGGAGCAAAAACUCAUCCACAAGAAGUACAUUGUGCAAAUCCUGUGUCAGGUGUACAAGGCACUGAAGGACUCGCCAAGCCUCAUGCGACUACACAUACCGGAGGAAGAAGGGAGCCACUUCACCGUGUGCGGGGACACGCACGGACAGUUUUACGACGUCCUCAACAUCUUCAAGCUCAACGGCUUGCCCUCGGCGAAAAACCCGUAUCUCUUCAACGGGGACUUCGUGGACAGGGGGUCGUUUAGCUUGGAGGUAGUCACGACGUUCCUGGCCCUCAAGCUGGCGGAGCCGGAGGGCAUCUUCUUGACGCGAGGGAACCACGAAAGCAAGAACAUGAACAAGAUUUACGGGUUCGAGGGGGAGGUUAAGCACAAGUUCGAUCAGACGGUCAUGACCCUCUUCGCCGAGGUGUUCUGCUGGCUGCCCUUGGCGGCGACGCUUGACGGAGGCGUUUUCGUCACACACGGUGGCCUCCCUGCGGAGGACUCGUGCAAGCUGGACGACAUCGCGGCCGUCCGGAGGGGGCGGGAACCGCCGGACAGCGGGAUAAUGUCGGACUUGAUGUGGUCCGACCCGCAGCCGUUCACGGGUCGGAGUCCGUCGAAGAGAGGGGUGGGCAUGGCGUUCGGGCCGGACGUGACGAAGGCAUUUUUGGAAGGGAACGACCUCAAGCUGCUCGUACGGUCCCACGAGGUUAAGGAGGAGGGGUAUUUAGUGGAGCACGAUGGGAAGUGCAUCACCGUCUUCUCAGCGCCGAAUUAUUGUGACCAGAUGGGAAACAAGGGCGCGUUUAUCCGGUUCGGAUCCGACCUCGAGCCGCAGUUUACUACCUUCGAGGCGGUGCCGCAUCCUGCGGUCCGACCCAUGGCCUACGCAGGCGCCUUCGGAAAUGUGAUGGGCCUGUGAUAAACAUAGGCUCGGCCACAGGGAAGGGGCGGAAAAGCAGUGGUUGGACCACUCCACUGCUACUGGCGAGGUUGUAUUAGGGCUUUUGUAGAGUAAUGUGUGCACUGAUUCGUGGAGGGGGUAUUUUCAGGCCCUUGGGGUUGGCUUAGCUGCUUCUUGACCAUGUCGUAUUCGCUGGUCUAGCACCGAGGGACUUGAGGCAUCGGAGAGUAUGUGCUGAACGCGUGAUAUACGCUGAUUCGUUUUCUUAUUUGCUUUGUCCACGGAGGGGGCGUGGCGUACUUGCCGUGGCUACACUUGGCCUGUCUGAUUGAAAGCAGAAUCGGCAGUCAAGGAUAACCGUGCUGGGGGAAGAUAUUGAAAUAUGGUUUGGAGUCAGGGUGAAAGGCAGCCGAACUGUGUGGUGCCAUCUUGUUGCAAAGCAUUUAGUGAUUGGGGAAAAAACUAGGCAGCCAGUAAUCGUGUGAGAUAGGACUACUGACGUGUAGUUGCCUCGGCUUGUCUUUUUCCAGUUGUUUGCCGGCAUUCUGUCUGAAGGUUGUUUUCCUGGCCUAGAUGAGGCACGCGUGCAGUUCUGGACGGAGGCUUUGCGCACAUCGUGGAGGGUGUGCUUCUUCCACUCGUUGCACCGACCGCGUUGAACCU
Ectocarpus siliculosus is the source of this 2256-nucleotide messenger RNA. Lineage: Eukaryota; Phaeophyceae; Ectocarpales; Ectocarpaceae. The record is from the annotation of a GenBank genome assembly.